AUGGGCAAGAAGUGGAGGGAUGCGGCGGAAGUGGAGCGGGGCUGCUCGGACCGCGAGGACAGCGCCGAAAGCCGCAGGCGCAGCCGCAGCGCCAGCCGGGGCAGGUUUGCCGAAUCGUGGAAAAGGUUAAGUUCCAAGCAGGGGUCCACGAAGCGCUCGGGACUGCCGCCGCAACAGACGCCGGCCCAGAAAUCCUGGAUAGAAAGAGCAUUUUACAAGAGAGAAUGUGUUCAUAUAAUACCCAGCACCAAAGACCCCCAUAGGUGUUGCUGUGGACGUCUGAUCGGCCAACAUGUUGGCCUCACUCCCAGCAUCUCUGUGCUCCAGAACGAGAAGAACGAGAGCCGCCUCUCCCGAAAUGACAUCCAGUCCGAGAAGUGGUCCAUCGGCAAGCACACGCAGCUCAGCCCCACGGAUGCCUUUGGCACCAUUGAGUUCCAAGGUGGCGGCCACUCCAACAAAGCCAUGUACGUGCGGGUAUCAUUUGAUACGAAGCCCGACCUCCUCCUACACCUGAUGACCAAGGAAUGGCAACUGGAGCUCCCCAAGCUUCUGAUCUCGGUCCACGGGGGCCUGCAGAACUUCGAGCUGCAGCCUAAGCUGAAGCAAGUCUUCGGGAAGGGGCUCAUCAAAGCCGCCAUGACGACGGGGGCGUGGAUAUUCAGCGGAGGCGUGAACACAGGUGUUAUCCGGCACGUUGGAGAUGCCUUGAAGGACCAUGCGUCUAAGUCGAGAGGGAAGAUUUGCACCAUAGGAAUCGCACCCUGGGGAAUUGUGGAGAACCAAGAGGACCUGAUUGGAAGAGAUGUUGUGCGGCCCUAUCAGACCAUGUCCAAUCCCAUGAGUAAGCUCACUGUUCUCAACAGCAUGCAUUCUCACUUCAUCCUGGCGGACAACGGGACCACUGGCAAAUACGGGGCAGAGGUGAAGCUGCGGAGACAACUGGAAAAGCACAUUUCACUUCAGAAGAUCAACACGAGAAUUGGUCAAGGCGUCCCAGUGGUGGCACUCAUCGUGGAAGGAGGACCCAACGUGAUUUCGAUUGUUCUGGAAUACCUUCGAGACACUCCUCCGGUGCCCGUCGUCGUCUGUGAUGGGAGUGGACGGGCAUCCGACAUCCUGGCAUUUGGGCAUAAAUAUUCAGAAGAAGGCGGGCUCAUCAAUGAAUCUUUGAGGGACCAGCUGUUGGUGACUAUACAGAAGACCUUCACCUACACACGAACCCAAGCUCAGCACCUGUUCAUCAUCCUCAUGGAAUGCAUGAAGAAGAAGGAACUGAUCACAGUGUUCCGGAUGGGAUCGGAGGGACAUCAGGACAUUGAUUUAGCCAUCCUGACAGCUUUGCUCAAAGGUGCCAAUGCCUCGGCCCCAGACCAGCUGAGUUUAGCUUUAGCCUGGAACCGCGUGGACAUCGCCCGCAGCCAGAUCUUUAUUUAUGGGCAACAGUGGCCGGUGGGGUCUCUGGAGCAAGCCAUGCUGGACGCCCUUGUCCUGGACAGAGUGGAUUUUGUGAAGUUGCUCAUCGAGAAUGGAGUAAGCAUGCAUCGUUUCCUCACCAUCUCCAGACUAGAGGAGUUGUACAAUACGAGACAUGGGCCCUCGAAUACGUUGUACCACUUGGUCAGGGACGUCAAGAAGGGGAACCUGCCUCCCGACUACAGAAUCAGCCUGAUUGAUAUCGGCCUGGUCAUCGAGUAUCUGAUGGGCGGCGCCUAUCGCUGCAACUACACACGCAAGCGCUUCCGAACCCUCUACCACAAUCUCUUCGGUCCCAAAAGGCCCAAAGCCUUGAAACUGCUUGGAAUGGAGGAUGAUAUCCCCUUGAGGCGAGGAAGAAAGACCACCAAGAAGCGCGAGGAAGAGGUGGACAUUGACUUGGAUGACCCUGAGAUCAACCACUUCCCAUUCCCUUUCCACGAGCUCAUGGUGUGGGCCGUGCUCAUGAAGCGGCAGAAGAUGGCGCUGUUCUUCUGGCAGCACGGGGAAGAGGCCAUGGCCAAGGCCCUGGUGGCCUGUAAGCUCUGCAAGGCCAUGGCUCACGAGGCCUCUGAGAAUGACAUGGUGGAUGACAUUUCCCAGGAGCUGAACCACAACUCCAGGGACUUUGGCCAGCUGGCAGUGGAGCUCCUGGAUCAGUCCUACAAGCAGGACGAGCAGCUGGCCAUGAAGCUGCUGACGUAUGAGCUGAAGAACUGGAGCAACGCCACUUGCCUGCAGCUCGCUGUGGCUGCCAAGCACCGUGACUUCAUUGCCCACACAUGUAGCCAGAUGCUGCUCACCGACAUGUGGAUGGGCCGCCUCCGCAUGCGCAAAAACUCAGGCCUCAAGGUAAUUCUGGGAAUUCUACUUCCUCCUUCAAUUCUCAGCUUGGAGUUCAAGAACAAAGACGACAUGCCUUAUAUGACCCAGGCUCAGGAAAUCCACCUGCAGGAGAAGGAGCCGGAGGAACCCGAGAAGCCCACGAAGGAUAAGGACGAAGAGGACAUGGAACUGACAGCCAUGCUGGGACGCAGCAACGGGGAGUCCUCCAGGAAGAAGGAUGAAGAGGAUGUCCAGAGCAGGCACCGCCUCAUUCCCCUGGGCAGAAAAAUCUACGAAUUCUACAACGCGCCCAUCGUCAAGUUCUGGUUCUACACUCUGGCUUACAUUGGGUACCUGAUGCUGUUCAACUACAUCGUGUUGGUGAAGAUGGAGCGCUGGCCUUCCACACAGGAAUGGAUCGUCAUCUCCUACAUUUUCACCCUGGGAAUAGAGAAGAUGAGAGAGAUUCUGAUGUCAGAGCCAGGGAAGCUGUUGCAGAAAGUGAAGGUGUGGCUGCAGGAAUACUGGAAUGUCACAGAUCUCAUCGCCAUCCUUCUGUUUUCCAUUGGAAUGAUCCUCCGCCUCCAGGACCAGCCCUUCAGGAGUGACGGCAGGGUCAUCUACUGCGUGAACAUCAUCUAUUGGUACAUCCGCUUGCUAGACAUCUUCGGCGUGAACAAGUAUUUGGGCCCCUAUGUUAUGAUGAUCGGAAAGAUGAUGAUAGACAUGAUGUACUUUGUAAUCAUCAUGCUGGUGGUCCUGAUGAGCUUUGGGGUUGCCAGGCAAGCCAUCCUGUUCCCCAACGAGGAGCCGUCGUGGAAACUGGCCAAGAACAUCUUCUACAUGCCCUACUGGAUGAUUUAUGGGGAAGUGUUUGCGGACCAGAUAGACCCUCCCUGUGGACAGAAUGAGACCCGAGAGGAUGGCAAAAUGAUCCAGCUGCCUCCUUGCAAGACAGGGGCUUGGGUUGUGCCAGCCAUCAUGGCCUGCUACCUCUUGGUGGCAAACAUCUUACUGGUCAACCUCCUCAUCGCUGUCUUUAACAACACAUUUUUUGAGGUUAAGUCGAUCUCCAAUCAAGUGUGGAAGUUUCAGCGGUAUCAACUCAUCAUGACCUUCCAUGAAAGGCCAGUUCUGCCCCCACCUCUGAUCAUCUUCAGUCACAUGACCAUGAUCUUCCAGCACCUGUGCUGCCGCUGGAGGAAGCAGGGAAGUGACCCGGAUGAAAGGGACUAUGGCCUGAAACUCUUCAUAACUGAUGAUGAGCUCAAAAAAGUACAUGACUUCGAAGAGCAGUGUAUAGAGGAAUAUUUCAGAGAAAAGGAUGACCGAUUCAACUCAUCCAACGAUGAAAGGAUACGGGUGACUUCAGAAAGGGUGGAGAACAUGUCCAUGCGGCUGGAGGAAGUCAACGAGAGGGAGCACUCCAUGAAGGCGUCGCUGCAGACCGUGGACAUCCGACUGGCACAGCUCGAAGACCUCAUCGGGCGCAUGGCCACCGCCCUGGAGCGCCUGACCGGGCUGGAGAGGGCGGAAUCCAACAAGAUCCGCUCACGCACCUCCUCAGACUGCACCGACGCAGCCUACAUUGUGCGCCAGAGCAGCUUCAACAGCCAGGAGGGGAACACGUUCAAGCUCCAGGAAAGCCUGGACCCUGCAGGUGAGGAGAGCAUGUCCCCAACUUCUCCCACCUUAAUGCCCCGUAUGCGGAGCCAUUCUUUCUAUUCGGUCAAUGUGAAAGACAAAAGUGGGAUAGAGAAGUUGGAGAGUAUUUUUAAAGAAAGGUCCCUGAGCCUCCACCGGGCCACUAGUUCCCACUCGGUAGCUAAAGAAUGCAAAGCUCCCGCAGCCCCCACCAACACCUUGGCCAUUGUUCCCGACUCCAGAAGACCGUCCUCCUGUAUUGACAUCUACGUCUCCACCAUGGAUGAGCUCCACUGUGACGCAGACCCUCUGGACAGCUCCAUGAACAUCCUGGGGUUGGGCGAGCCCAGCUUUUCAACUCUCCUGCCUUCCACAGCUCCUUCAAGCAGUGCCUACGCCACUCUUGCACCCACAGACAGACCUCCAAGCCGGAGCAUUGAUUUCGAAGACAUCACCUCCAUGGACACUAGGUCAUUCUCCUCAGACUAUACCCACCUCCCAGAAUGCCAAAACCCAUGGGAUUCAGACCCUCCAACGUAUCACACCAUUGAGCGGUCCAAAAGUAGCCGCUACCUGGCCACCACGCCCUUUCUUCUAGAAGAGGCUCCCAUCGCGAAGUCACACAGUUUUAUGUUUUCACCUUCAAGGAGCUCCUACGCCAACUUUGGGGUGCCCGUGAAAACCGCGGAGUACACCAGCAUCACAGACUGCAUCGACACAAGGUGUGUCAGUGCCCCUCGAGCGCCCGCAGACAGAGUGCCGUUUCCUGGUGCCCUGGGAGACAAAGUGGAGGACUUAUCUUGCUGCCAUCCCGAGCGAGAGGCAGAACUGAGUCAUCCCAGUUCCGACAGUGAGGAGAUCGAGGCCCGGGGCCGGAAAGCUGCCACGGCACUUUCCUCCCAGGAGGGUGAGAACGCAGACAGAACCCUGUCCAACAAUAUCACAGUUCCCAAGAUGGAGCGUGCCAACAGCUACUCUGCCGAGGAGCCAAGUGCGCCGUAUGCACACACCAGGAAGAGCUUCUCCAUUAGUGACAGGCUCGACCGGCAACGCAAUGCGGCCAGCCUGCGGAACCCCUUCCAGAGGAGCAGGUCCUCCAGGCCAGAGGGCCGAGGGGAUGGCCUGUCCAUGAGGAGACUGUCCAGAACCUCGGCUUUCCACAGCUUUGAAAGCAAGCACAACUAGACCUUUUCCCACCCCUCUCCCCUGCACUGUAUGAGGCUCAAGAGUCCAGCCCUUAAAAUUCUCCCCAAACUCCAACUUUCCCCACAUCCCUUCCUUGAACCACACUCACUUUAUGCUUAGCUGAGCAAAACAAGCAAUGCUUUGGGAGGUGUUCACUCACAGGUGACUUUGGGGCCACAGACCCAGGAAGCUCCUGCUCUGGCCCCGUGCCAAGCACAGGGAGUUGAUGCCAUGUUCACACUCGCUGGGUAGGGAGGGAGAGAAGGGGAACAGGCGCUGCAGACCACCACGAGCUCUGGGGAACCAAGGGGCUUCAAGCAUUCUUCAUGCCAAGAGGCAUUACUCAGAGUUUUAGGAUGCAGGGCUAAACUGCAGAAUAAAAUAAAAUAGCCAGCCUACAAGAUGAGAUAUUCUAAACUUCCAUUCUGUUUUCUUUUCACAUUGGCUCCAUCACUGGUGACUGACGAAGAGCAUCCUUUUUAUUCAGUGUAAGCCGGCAGCAAGCAGUUCUCCUAACGUCCCACAUCCUUCUCAUGCCAACACCUGUGUAAUUGGUCAUUAUAAAGAAAACACAAGGUAACAGUCACAGUUCACCUGUCUCUUCUGUAUUCACUUCUGGUACCACAACUGUUGAUCUUUUUUGGAGACGAUAAGGGAACGGAAAUGCCUUCUUGCAUUGCAAUCAAAGUGAAAGAGGAAUUCAUGUCCAAAAGUCAUGUGAUCUAUCACAUACAGUGGGCGUUCAGGUAGAGUCAAGCAAGCUCAGGAUGAGUGGAAUCAAAUAAUUUUAUAUCUUUAAUUUAUUUUGUAUCUCACCUGUCCAUCAAUGAAUUCACUCAUCGACUACGGAAUAAUGACCUUUUCAAAAGAAAGUGGCAAAACUGACCUAGAACUGCCAUAAGGGACAUCGCGGUAUUACCACUCGUGUCCUGUGCAGUGCUGUUCUGUGGCCUUGACCAUGUGCAUGGCUCCACCCCACCCUCCCAGCGCAUCCAAGAUGGAGCUACCGGCGUCUCACGCUGCUCAUUACCACCUGACCAUUUUGUAU
Molecule: messenger RNA, 6178 nt
Organism: Ochotona curzoniae (black-lipped pika)
Lineage: Eukaryota; Metazoa; Chordata; Mammalia; Lagomorpha; Ochotonidae
Gene: TRPM3
Product: transient receptor potential cation channel subfamily M member 3
Exons: 25
Coding region: 1-5130 (1709 amino acids)
Biological process (GO): monoatomic cation transmembrane transport; protein tetramerization
Cellular component (GO): membrane
Molecular function (GO): monoatomic cation channel activity
Source: RefSeq, a predicted model, not a curated record